Messenger RNA from Anarrhichthys ocellatus (wolf-eel), 19246 nucleotides. It is a transcript of the gene tjp1b, whose product is annotated as tight junction protein 1b. The transcript is spliced from 28 exons. NCBI's taxonomy places the organism in Eukaryota, Metazoa, Chordata, Actinopteri, Perciformes, Anarhichadidae. The record is from RefSeq and is a predicted model, not a curated record. Gene Ontology annotation, biological process: positive regulation of blood-brain barrier permeability; cell-cell adhesion; protein localization to cell-cell junction. Gene Ontology annotation, molecular function: cell adhesion molecule binding. Gene Ontology annotation, cellular component: bicellular tight junction; plasma membrane. The coding region runs from base 12353 to 17554 and encodes 1733 amino acids.
CUGACUCAAAGGCAACGCAUCAACGAGCUGUAUCACAAAACCACAGACACUGUAAUGACUAAAAUAUAUAGAACAAAUAAUUCACCAUCCUGACAUUAGAGAGACAAAAAUGUCCUUAAGGGAUGCGUUUCAGUUGUGAAGGGGUCUUUUAGGACUCAUGCAGGUAUUGUGCAGCAAAAUUAAUUUGACUUUAUCUGUAUUUGAUAAGUGAGUGACUGAAGAAACCACACACAAUGCAUUGUUUAAAUAAAUCCAACCAGACACCCAAAUCUAACACCAAAAAAGGUAACACAAGGCAAGUUAGGAUCUAUUUGUCUUGGGUAAAAACAUGAAAGCAGGGAUAUGAUCCACACACAAUACCGUGAAAACACAGGUCACAAAAGGUGGCAAAUUUCACAAAUGAUUGUCUUUCGCAAAUUGCAGAUCAUUUAUUAAGCCUUACAGUGCUUUUGCAUUCUCAUGCACGGGCUGCAGGUAUGGAGUUUGCUUUGAUGAGUGAAAUUCGUCAACAUGUAAGCAACAGGAAAAUAAAUGUUGCAAACUGCAGCUUGCAUGUUUUGCAAAUUUGGUGAAACAGAUUCACGUUUACAGUUUAAAGAUGUUGAUGACGAUGAUGAUGAUGGUAAAGGGUUCAUACACUAAAUUAAACACUAAAUAUGAAGCAACAGUCAGUGACGUGGUUUUAUUGGAGUGUUUACACUUUUUCUAGAUUGAAAAAAGUAGAUAUAACAUGUUAAUUGGGGAGUUUGGAGGUGCUGGAAGCUAAGCUAUCCGCUUACUGGCUGUAGUACAAUAUUGACCACACAAACAAGAGAGUAGUGUGAAUCUUUUCAUGGCGCCUGAGCGCUCUUUCUGUGCACCGCCAGGGUUUGUCAGAGGCCGAAGCGUCUGUUACUGACACAUUUCAAAGGUGUCUUUCCCAAAAUGGCGAACCAUUCCUUUAGGGUGGGACAAAGAUGUGUUUACUUCCACAUGUAACUCAAGGGGGAAAUCCUGAGAGUUUGAUAUUUAAUCUCUUUUAAUUUUGACUACUCAGCCGUUUAUAAUCUGAUUUAAGAUUAAAGUUUAAUGUCAAAUGUAUUAUAUUGACAGCUGUUUAAAUUCAAGAUUUUCUAUAUUGGUUUCCAAGAAGACAUUUGGUUUGAGCAUCAAGGUUGCUGUUUUACAGACACACACACACACACACAUACACACACAUACACACACACCUUUCAUCCAUAUUCACAUUCAGAAAACAGGUGCCUCAAUCCUUCGGUGGAUCAAACUCUUUCUUGUCUUUAUAGUCACACUAAUUGAUCCUGACGUACCCUUUGCUGAGUGUUUAUGAAACAAAAGACAUUAAUUCACAAAGCAGUGUUUUAAGUUCAGAGAUCUGAUGAGCAUAAAUCAAAGCAGACACAAUUUUAAAACACACAUGUGCUUUGUUGUUUCCAGACAGAGCAAACUGCUGGAGGGCCUCAGCCUCCAGGGAAUUUUAUCGUGAUGACAGCUCAGCUAUGAGCUGACUGUGAAUUCAGCUCAAACGCUCCAUCUCAUUAAAGGAUAUCACAGAAUCACUGAGCUGGUUGAGUUAUUGAUAAGUACUGGUCAGCAAUGUUAACAUGGGCUUUAAAAAAUAUGCGAGUUUUAAACUUUAAGACAUCCAUUACAUUCUUCAAAGCCGUUUACGCUGAUUUGUAGCAGCUUAAAACCACGUUGACCUACUAUUGUGUGUUUUUAAAAAUGCUUUGAAAUACCAUUUAGUGUACCUCGGGGGUUCAUCUUCAACACCUGUGAAAGUUAAGACUCUCAGCUUAGUGUUGCUGUGUGACACAGUCACUCUGAGAUGCUGAUUUAUUAACGAGACCAAGAGUCUGCAGACAUGCUUGAGUCUCUGUGAGGCUGCAUGCUAACAUGCUCACAAUGGCAAUUCUAACAUGCUGAUGUAAUGCAGUUGUAAUGUUUACCAUGUUCUUCAUCUUAGUUCAGCCUGCUGGCAUGCUCAUAUUGGCAACUAAGCACUACAGCUGAGGCUGAUGGGGAUGUCGUUGUUUUUGCAGGUCAUAAACCAAAGUAUUUGCCACAUUAAAUCUUUCAGCUCGAUGAUGGCGCUAGAUGAAAAGUCAGAGCAGUUAUCAUUACGUCAAUGUCAAUAAAUAGUAUUUCAAGGCAAUAGUUGUCAAGAUACUUCAAUCAAAACUCUCUUUCAAUCCCGACACCGAUAGCGUUAGCUGGGCUCUGGGUAUCGGCCGAUGCUGAGUACCGAUCCAAUAGCAGUGCUUAAUUAAUAAGCUGUAUUCCUCACUGUGCAGAAGAGACUGGGACCAUUCCCAGUAUGUGUAAGACAACAUCAGGCUUGACAUGAACAUUGCUUUAAAACAAAGUGUAAAAAAUAAAUAUUUUGAGUCAAAUUGUUAUUUAUUAUUAAAAUUUAAAUAAAAUUGUGCACCGGCAACUUGGUAAAUCUAAAAAAUGAACAUGAAUUCAAUUCAAGUGUAAAAAACUUAAACGGGAAUUAAUAUUCCAAUGUAAUACUGUCACUGAUACCCUAUUCAGCUACUUGAGCCAGUAUCGGCCCGUUAUCUGAUAUUGGUUUUGAUCUUGGGGGGGUCACCAAAGUCUUUGCUGCUGGAUUCGUCCUCUGGAGGUCUCUAGAUGUCUCUAGAGGAUGACAAAAUGUAGUUGUUGAAAUAUAACAGUCUGAUCCGAAGUGAUGAACUGACAGACUGACAUUGCCAUACCUAAAGCAACGCAACUAACAAGGUUAAAAAAAACUGAAAAUAUGAAAGCAUUUGCAUUGUCUCAGUCAAAAAAAAAAGAAUAGUCGUGACUGAUUCAACAAAAGACCUAUAUUUUAAAAAUGAUUACAAAAUCAGCAUUCAGUCUCCACCCAGGACAGUGGACAGUGGAUGCUUUUAGGCUGUAAUUGACAGAUUAGUGUUGGCCUUGAUUUUGAGCCACAUACAGCAAUCAUAAGCCUUCAUCUGAACAGGAAAAGACAGUGUAUAGUGUCUAGUAUUCUCAUAUCCUCUGUUGCUCUGUAAGUCAUAGCGAGUGACUUACCACAUCGAUGUCAUUUGUCUUUAUGGCAUGCCACUCAGAGGACGCGUCACAUUGCUCGAGAGGCCACUAUCUCACCAGAGACUGUGAGCCCAGCUAAGGGCUCCUGGCCUUUCCACCGUAUAUUUCUUUUGUACAGGCUGUGUGUGCACUGGAGGAAAACUUGCUGACUUGCCCAAACUCAAAUGCAGCUGAUGGAAGUAACAGUCCGCCUUACAGUGAGUGAUGAGACUGCAGGAUGCUGAGCUGAGGAGCAGUUUCCAUUGCAUCCUACUAAAAUGUCACAACAGACACAACACUGCCUCUGAGCCGUUGGGUGAUCUGCGGUCAAUUACGAACAAAAGAAUCUCGCCUGAUUGGCUGUUUCAACAGAAAACUGAAGAUAUUAAUCAACUGAGUGUAUGAAUUUAGGUACAUAACUAUCAUUGCCCAUCAGCGUAGCGCAAAAUAAUCAAUAGUGGUUAAGACUUUGUUUAUAUCGAUUGUUUCUUUUGAUUGCUUUUCUCUCUUGAUAGUCAGGGGAGGACUUUGGCGCGUCGCCCACUCCCGCUGUCAUUUGUGUUGGCAAGCAUCGCACUUGUUCACAGAAAGCUUGAAUCAGAUUUUAGUGCUAAGGCUGCAGAAAGCACAACAGAGAUGGAGAGGGGGGGGGGAAACUACAGCCUUUUAUGCACCCGAUGCCUUUGUGUAAAGCAGGAGUUAUUUUUCCCCGUUCAUCAACAACACCUCGUCCUAUUUCAAAGCAGCAGCGUUUACAGCAAUUCUUAAUGCUUUAGGGAGAUGCAUUAGUGCAUCUGUUUUAGUAUUAAACAAAAUCUUAUUAUCUACACCACUAAUCACUCUUCUCUCUGAAAGGAUAGGAAUUAAUGAUAAGAAAUAGUAAACUGUAACAUUUUCCAGGGGAUACACCGUCCUUGCUAUGUGUGUUUUAUAUGGAUCAAUGUCGAGAUGAUUCUGAACAUGCAGUUUAUUCCUAUGUGCAUUAUUUUUCAUCAUGACAAUGGGGAAAAACAUUUUUUACAUACACAAAACCUACAUUGUGUCCUUGGUGCAGUGUGGAUGCUAAACUGAGGUCGUUGUUUCUGUUUCAUGUGCCUUGAUUUGGGGAAAGAUCUGUUUUUAAUGCAGUAUUUUUCCUGCCCUCUCAGCUGUUUUGUAAAAUGUUAAAGGAAUGUUUGCUGCAGAGACUAUAUAACCAGGUGAGUUGCAGGGAAACUGAGAGAGUAUCAGCAGGAGCAGAUGCAACUAAGCCAAGAUGAAAAGCGCAAUUAAAUUAAUUACUCCUUAACAGAUCAGGAUCAGUCACCAACUGGGCCUUGAGCUUUGCCUUGGUCAAAGUCUUAAUCUCUUAUUAGUUCUGCUUGCCCCAUCCCACUUCUAAAAUCUCAUCCUUGGCUGCAGUCUACCGUGGACAGAGGCACUCCCCCCCCUAACCACCACCAAAAAAAGCCCCAGCGUAAGCAUUUAUUCGCUGCUCAGUCUUCGGAAAGUGCUUGCAGACACAUUUACGGAGAGAGCAACUGCAGCUGAAUUAACCAAUCUGCAUAUUCAGGGCCUGUUAGAGGGAGAUUGCUCCCGUGUGUUGAAGGCGUGGAGGUGGGUGCAGGGGGUCGGGCCUGAGUGAGACACACCACAAGGGCUGAGGGAAGAGACAGAGAGAGGAGCAGAGUGUGUGGGUUUAUCACGACUACUGUAGGAGGCCUUAUAGGAACGAGGCGGGGGGCUGUGAUUGGGGUAGCAGCUGAUUUUCUUUUAGGUACGACAGGUCUGUUAUGUAAGAACAGAGUCUAAAGGAUGAGAGGUUUUUUUUAACCUAUAGGUGAUGGGCCCAGGGGGGUGGUUGGAGGUGAUUGAGGGGGUUUGUAUGUGACACUGAGGUGGAGCUGGCUAUGUAUGAUGCAUGUGAAGGUUGCGUGUGUCAUCCACAGGCUGCGUGGAGGACAUGGCAGAUGUUGGUAUGUUUCUGGAGGCUGUGACUCAGGAGGCCUGCCUACGUUUCCUCUGAUGGGACAUAUGGCAGGUCACUGAAGGCAACAUGCACUGUGUGUGUGUGUGUAGUAUCACACAUCUUGUAGCAAUGCGUUGACUUUACAGCAGCAGCAAAAAUAAAUACAUUUGAAACUGGAUAAACUAGAUAAUCGUUAAUAUGUAAUGUGUAAUAGUGUUUCAUGGUAACAGUUUUAUGUUACAUCCAUACUUCAGGAUGACCUAAAAUGGAUUCCCUGUAGCUCUCAGUAACACUGCUACACUGAUCAAAAUACCCUCUUGCUCAUUUCUUCUUCAAAGGAUGCUGGGACUAUAAACAGCCGAGACCUUGGUUGUCAGUGGAGGAUUUGAAGACAAUGACUCGUGCUUCUGAAUUGUUUUUAUGGUCGUGCUUGUAUCCCUCAUCUACAACAAAUCAUUUUGAAGAGACUCAAGACUCAAACCCACAUCAAUCCGAACAACUCUAUUGACUUCCCCGCAUGAUUUAUGUCAGGAGAAGAGACCUGGACAGUAAGCGCCAUCGGCAGCCGAGGAUUAGUGAAAAUGUAGCACUAAACCAACAUCACUUCCAAUAUUUUCCAUUCCAAAAAUGCAAUCUAUUAAUACCACAAUAACAAGAUUUCAUUAUAAUUUUGGCUUAUUUUCAAGGAGGACUUGAUGUCCAUGUUACCCCCCCUCCCCCCCCCCCCCCUUUUGAGCUCAUGAGUGUGGGGUCAAGUGAAGGACAACCAGCAGAAUGAUGUAAUGUUUGAAGGAAUCAAGAUGGUAGCCAUGGUGGGGAAGUCAAGCAUGAAGAAUGAAACACUGGGAAGGUUGUCCCAAGACAAGUUAAUCAAUCGCAGGAUUUGAUGCUCACACUUUUGGACGCUCUGUAGAUUACAUUGUCUGUUGAUUGAUUAUCCUGAGAGGAACAUGCACUGUUUUUGGGGAAGCGAUAUUUUGUAUUUACUAAAAUGAAAUUUUACAGGCAGCAAAUACGCUUUGGAUCUACAUGUGUUUAUUUGUCAUGAUAGCAUAAUAUCCAGUCAUGAACAUACUAUCUUUGUUAAUGCCCUAAAUAUAAACAAAUGUAAACUAUUUAUUAGGUCUGCACCAGGUCUGACUUAUCGUUUCAGCUCUUUUAUUGUUAUCAGCAAUAUAAUUCAGUGACAGUUUAUCCUUUAUUCAUUGAUGGUUGAAAUAAAGCAACAUGCACUGUGAUAAGACUGUUAUUAGUCUCAAAUAGCACGAUACUGGUUCAAAUCACAUGAGAUUCAACACAACAGAGCUCCAUUCAUGGUCAAAGAAUCUAAAUUGAAAUAAAGCUAAAAUGUCUAUUCUAUGUUUGAGAAUGAAUGAAAGGAUGAAGUGUGUGUAUAUUUCUUAAAUUUAUUUAGAAGUGUGUGUGUGUGUGUGUGUGUGUGUGUGUGUGUGUGUGUAUCACACAGCCUGCUGUGUUGCUGGACAUGUAGGAUGUGCGUUGAUGCCCAGGGAGGCACCAUAUGCUGUUUAGACUCAGGAGCAUCCCAUCACGGCGGACCCGUGGGUGAACAACCGCAGCUCCUUCUUGUGUCUCCCUCCAUCAGCUCACGCAUGCAUCAUCGGCCAGCAGGAGAAUAAAUCACUAAAUCACACGGAUCCACUUUCCUCACGCUUGUUUUCACGCCACCAUGAAUAAUUCUUCAUAUAGAUGUUCCUUUUUUUAAGGCGGGAGACGGUCAUGCUCGACGCAUAGUGUUCAGCUGAAGUCCUGCAGAGGGCAGAGUUUUACUAUCUAUAUGUACAGGAACACAGUGAACAUCCAUGUUUGUGUAGCUGAUGCAAUAGAAGAAGGAGGGGUUGGAUGUGCAGUUGGGAUGUUGGAUUUGGAUGAAUGUUUAGCUCUGAUAUGUGGUGAUAGAAAUGUUGUUGUAGUUGCAAAGAAACAUAUUAUUUAAAAAAAACAGGUGGCAGUGCAGCGGCUAGAAUGGUAAGAGUUGUUGGUAUGAGGACUCUUCAUACUCAUGUUGGUGAAGUCAAGUAGGAAAACAUAGUUUAACCACCCACUCAUCAGAUGGAUUACACAGGGGGCAAUCUUGCACUGUUCCCUCUGUUAAAAGAAAAAUAAUUGGGGUUUCUUUUUGUAUUUAUCAAUGAGUCCACCUGUAGUUGUGAUCAAAAUGCAAUUCCAGUUGAAUUAAGAAAGUGGAGAUUUAUAGCAUUGUCUGGCUUCUUUUCCGCAGUGCGGUAAAUUACCCCUGGGUGAUUUUUCUCCCUUUUUCUUUCCUGUCACCCCCAUCACCUGCCCUCCACAAUGCCCCUUCAGUCUGGUCCGAAGGGAGCACCUGAUCCCACACCACCAAGGCCUCUAAUUGCUUUACUCUCAUCCUGAGCGAGGGUGCUCUCCUGGGAAAAAGACAUGAAUAGGCUUAUGAAUCCAAACUAAUUUAAAGGUCUGGUAAAUGGAAAAUAAAAAAUAAAGCCACCUCAUUAAUAAUUGAACUGGUAGGUCACAUUGAGGGUGACACUGCGGGGGAGGGGAUUACACUUGGUGGUAAAAGAUUUUCAUAUCUUAUCACAACAUUGUGUGGUUUCAGGGCAUUGCUGUAAAAGAGCAUAAUGCUUGGUCAAUUUUGCCUGAAUAAACAAUGGUUGAUAACGUUAUAGGUUUUAGAGACGUCUCCAUGGGCUUAUGUGAGAAAAGCUGCAGAGUAUUUGUGGUUAUUAAUUAACAGAUAAUUAAUCUGCCGUCACCAUUUCCAGCUGUCUCUGAAAUCACAAUCUGAUGGAUCAGGAUCUUGCUCCUUUAAAAGCUUUCAUUUUCCUCAAGGAAUUCAGCUUCAUGGUCUAGCACUGCAAUCUGAUCUCUUGUCUUAAAAAGCAAAAUAACUCCUAACUCACCAUUUUUCUGUUGAAGACCUCUCUGUCAUACACAUAUCCACAUUAACUGAUUGGAAUUGUUCAUCUUUAUUGGCAUUAGUGCUGCCCUCCUGGGAUAAACAUACUUAGGCGAUUGAUUCUUUGGAACUGUAGGCCUACAUGAUGCUGUAGUUUGAUCCAGAGAGGAUUUGGAUGUCGGUGGCCUGGUGUCACAUGAUCAGCAGGGCCGGGGAUGUGAGGUCACCUGAUAUGUCUGAGCUCUCAGCUGUUGGUGGGAAAAAAUUGAGAUGAGAUUAUGGGUUAAUUUUGGGAGUCUUGAAAAAUAUGUAUUUCCUCCCUGUACAUGGGUUCUGAUUUUUAUUAAUGAAUGUGCUUUGUCAACCACAUUCUGUAUGUUCACAGUCUCCUUUUGUUACUGCCUGUAGCUCAACAACAUUACUGAAUGCCACUUUUCAUAUAAUAUCUACCUUGCAGCAUUUCCACUGCAGCUAGUGCGACACAAAAAUUGUCAAGCAUGUAUCUCCUUGCAGAUGACAAUCCAAUUGUUAUUGAAAUAUAUUAACUGUUAAUUCCAUUUGAACUGCAAGGAAGCAAUUCACAAAGAACUGCAAAAUAUGUUGUUUAAUUGUUUUAGUUGGCCCUUGCAUAAAAGCGGAGUGCACUAAAGAGUAAAGCCAGUUGCAUUAUUAUCCAAAUGUUAUUAUCUAAUGCAAAAUCUAAAUAUUAUAUAUGCCUUCUUUUGUGGGACAGGUGUUACAAUCACAUACUGUAAAAUUAGCUGCUAAUAAGCUGGACAGAGAUCAGGAGGCUGCAGCCAAAAUCUGUCUCCUGCAUGGUUCAGCUGCAUUCUACUGCUGCACAUCCUCAGCUCUGCCUCACCGAGCUCACGCUUCACUCCUCUAUAAAGCAUCUUCUGAUAAGUGAUUUUUCUGACUGCUGACUUUACAAGAUACCUCAUGCUUGCUAGAUUAUGGGCCCUUGCUUCACCACGUAAUCGUGAGGCAUUAUGACACCUUGUGUAAGGACUUUCUGUCCCAAACAAAUGGGUUGGCUGUCAAGUCAGUGUGCUGUUUUCUCAUGUUAGAGGUCAGUGAUACUGACAGAGGACAACACGGAAAUCACAGAAAUACAAGCCUCUGUGCAGACGCCAGCUCACUCCCUUAUGAGAUUACAUUGAUGUACUCCAAUUUGUAAAACCAAAGACUGGAUAACAAGAUGAGAAGCACAAAAUUUUGAGUAUCAUCUUUUCGCCUUGGCAACACGGCGUCACAUAUUAUCAUCUAUUCUUUCGCAUUGGACAAAUGCAUUUAUUUUCCUCUGCUGCAGUGCUAUGUUUAACGUCUGUCAUGUCAUUUGAUAGCUGCAGUCGUUAAAGCUCAUGGAUAGCCAGGCCAACCUUUGCUUAGUAGGCUGUUUUCCUGACCUGUGCAGCUGAGAUGUGACUCACUCACCGUCAGGAGCAGUGCACUCUAAAAGCCAAUCUGCUGUGAAUUUGUAAUUUGCUUUUCCACUCGUGUGAUUUGUUCCUGCAGUUAUACUCUGGUUUGAAUCCUGUCCGUGUGCCUAAAUGCGCUGAUGGGGGAGAGGGGCUGCAUAAUUCUGUUGCACGGCAUGUGAACCUCCCUCUGUGCUGUUGGAGCCAGUGAUGCAAACACUGUCGUAGCAUUAACAGAGGGUAUUUCAAGGGCUUCAACAGAGAUACAUUAAACAGCAUACGCUCACAACAGAGCCAAUUCAACCACAUGCAGAAGAAGUUUACAUGCAUGCAUUUCCAGAGGGGUUAGAUAGCUUGAUUACAUUUCUGCUGCAAUACUUUAGCUAAAUACCGUAAUGCAUGAUGAUAACUGAUGCCGCCAUCUCACUGUCAUUCAUGCUCAUUGAGUAUACUAUACUGCCAAAGGUUUGCAUGUAAUCACUAUCAAUAGACACUCAACAAAACUGUAGAGGGACAGAUCACGGAAACAUUUAUUGUUUUCUGAGCAGUUUCUUUUUGUUCCUAUAUUUACAACUACAGUUCACCAUAUUUUGUUUUUCCACAGGGUAUAAAUGACUGCCCUUGUUUAUCUAAUUCUUCUGACCUUGUCCAACUCGCAUUCUUCCAUUCAAGAUGCCCCCCCCCCCCCCCUUCAAAUCCUCCAAUGGAAUCUGCAGCAAGUCUCCUUACGUCAGCAACAUUGCAGGACCUCUGUGCUCCUUCAUUCAGCCCGUAUCUUCUCCUGCACUCAUUAGUGCCAGAGGUAGAGGUGACAAGAACGGUCACACAAUCUCAAAGUGAUAAAAUGCACAACAGAAGGUGCUGCAGAGAAUUAGCUAUACUUCUAGAGAAGCCAGCACAAAAACUAAAGUGCAUGCAAUGGAGUCUUAAGAGUGGAGUUUGGUGCAGUGCACAAUUUACAUUCUACUGUAUAUUGAUUACAUCUGUAUACCCCAUGGGAAGGAGUAUUGAGCAUCGUGACUGUAGGGUGGAUUUUAGUUCUAUCCUCUGCAUUUUAAAUGGCUUUAUGCAGCAUGUCAUUACUACUUAAGUAGCCUGCCUCAGCUUUCCCUGUAAAGACUUUAUGUUUGCGGUAGUUAAAAGUGAUAUCCAAAUGGAUUUUUCGCAUUCAAAAAAACAUUCAAAGUGAAAUAUAUUCCACUUUAAGGGCCUCCAAUCUUCAUCUUCUACAGCAUAUUUUACAGAACGCUAUCAUUUCAAAAUAAAUAGCCGUUUUUCCUGAUUGUGCACUAAACACACACACACACACACAUACACACACACACACACAAGGGCUGAGGGAUUAACCAUCUUGUCCUUGUCCAGUCCUUUGUUUCAAAGGAUGCCCAAUCAAUCAAACCACUUGUUUUUUAAAUUCGAUCUGUCAAAUCAAUAUUAAGGCUUGCUUAACAUAAGAAAGUUAUUUCAUUAAUUUGCAUAUAUAAUAUGCACCUGGACGUUAGGUUCUGGGUGUGUAGGUUAUAACAAUAACAGGAUAUCUACUGUAUCUUGAUGUUGUCACAUACAGGCAUAAAAAAAACAUAUUAAAUGAUUUAAAAGAAAAGUAUUUUGUAGUACUGCAGUACUGCUCAGCAUCUGGUUGAAAUGUAUUGUCAAACAGUUUAUUUACUGUUUAUAAUCUAAUAAAGCAAACAUUUUAAUAUGAUGAACAGUUUUAAAGGUGCCUCUCUUAAGGGGCAUGUGGGCAAUGAUUCACUCUCACUGCAGACAAAGCUCUUGGUAGCUCUUUCAUCUCAUACCGAUUUAUUUGCGCUCUGUUUGAUCGGGAUGCUUGUUAAAAGCUCUUUAAGAUAAAUCAAACCAUUACGUCACAUGCAGCAGAGUGAAAGCUUACAGUGCUUUGUGUGCACAAAGGUCUGUUAGGCCUUCUGCUGUAUACCUGUAAAAGUCUACUGCACCACGGGUGCUAUAGGGAAAUCAUAUUACCUGGAAAAGCAAGCUUUCGUAGCACAUUAAAAGUUGAAACAGGCCAGCUGUCUUGCUGCAGUAUAGGUUCUCAAAUCUUUCGUAUUUUCAUUUUGUUAAAUACAUCCACUUGAAGUUGUAUGGAGAAAUAUGAAAACCAUUAGACCUAAAUAUAAUCAAAACCCAUUUUGGAGAUUUUGUUGUCAAUACUUCUAAUUUCAGAUUAACACAACACAGUUGGUGUUUUGGUAGGCCUAUAGGCGCUAAAAAUAGGCCAGUGACAAAGACCACAUUUUUAGUAGCCACAUACACCAUGCACAUCUAUUUCUUAUUUUAAAAUAGGCCUAGUUAAUGUCAUCCUUUAAAAUAAAUAAAUAAAUAAUGUUGAACAUAUGAAUAUAUGAAUCAUCAGUCCAUAAAAUUAAAAUAUGUUGGUAUUAUUUAGUUCAGAUGGGAAUUAUUUUGAAAAAACUAAUAAUACCCUGUGAAGAAUAGCGUUGUAGUAUUAUUUAACAUUGUUGUGGGCUAAUAUGAAACAAUGUGCAGUGAGAAUGCCAUAGGGACUUUCCUAGUAUUUAUUUAUUUUGGUUCCUUAAUAAUUGAUGCAUUUGAAAUAGAUGACAAGGCGAUACCCUGGCAAGCCCUACAUGUGAAGUGUUCACGAAGCUUCUUCGGUGCGUGUUCACCCUCGUCGAAGACCGCUCGUUCUCACGCUGGAAUGGCGCUUGAUGCUGCUGGAUAGCUGCUGCUGCUGAUGCUGCUGCUGCGGCGGCUGCUGUGGACAGCCUCUCUGCAUCCCAUCCUUCCCCCUCCCCCCUCGCGGACAAAUCGGAAUGGUUUCUUCCAGGCGAACCUGUCACUGUCACCGCGGCGGUGACGGCAGCCGAAGUGUGAGAGCAGUGUGUGUGUGUGUGUGUGUGUGUGUGGGGGGGGAGAGAGAGAGAAGGAAGGCUUCACCCACUGCCUGCCAUUGCAGUGCGGCGGCUGCUGCUCUGGAGCCACACCAGCAAGAUCUUCCCAUUCCCUUUUUUCUGUAAGAUUUUCACAAGCACGGCGUGAGGACCAUUGCUUUUACUAAAGAGUGCAGCAAUGGAGGAGACUGUCAUCUGGGAACAGCACACAGUAACACUACACAGGGCACCAGGGUUUGGCUUCGGGAUAGCCAUAUCAGGAGGUCGGGAUAACCCUCAUUUUCAGAGUGGCGAGACCUCCAUUGUCAUCUCGGAUGUGCUGAAAGGAGGCCCAGCAGAAGGCCUACUGCAGGAAAAUGACCGAGUCGUUAUGGUCAAUGCUGUCUCCAUGGACAAUGUGGAGCACGCAUACGCCGUCCAGCAGCUUCGUAAAAGUGGGAAAAUUGCCAAAAUUACAAUCAGGCGGAAGAGAAAGGUGCACGUCCCCAUGGGCCGCCUCGGGGAGAGGGAAACUAUGUCGGAGCACGACGAGGAGGAGGACGACAGUUACGAUGAAGAGAUAUACGAGACGCGGAGCGGACGCAGCGGCGCUUACAGCGGUGUGGGCGGGGCCAUGGGCAGGCGCAGUGGGCGGAGCAGCGGGCGACGGGACAGGGAGCGUGAACGCAGCGGCUCGCGGGAGAGGAGUCUCUCCCCUCGCUCAGACCGCCGCUCGCACAACCUGCCCCCGCGACCCGCAAAAGUCACACUUGUCAAAUCUCGCAAAAAUGAAGCAGAAUAUGGCCUGCGCCUGGCCAGCCACAUCUUUGUCAAGGACAUUUCCCCCGAGAGCCUGGCAGCCAGAGACGGCAACAUCCAGGAAGGAGAUGUUGUUCUGAAGAUCAACGGCACAGUGACAGAAAACCUCUCCUUGAUAGACGCCAAGAAGCUGAUAGAAAGGUCAAAGGGCAAGCUAAAAAUGGUCGUGCAGAGGGACGACAGGGCGACCCUGCUGAACAUCCCUGACCUCGAUGACAGCCUUGCUUCAGCCAACGCCUCCGACAGAGACGACAUUUCAGAUAUCCAUUCUCUGGCAUCCGACCAUUCCAAUCGAUCGCAUGACAGACAUCGUAGCAGCCGCUCCCGCUCUCCAGACAGAAGAUCUGAACCCUCAGACCACUCCAGAAACUCACCCCCACAAAUCAGCAAUGGCAGUCACAGAAGUCGUGAUGACGAACGGAUCUCAAAGCCGUCUUCAACUCCCGUGAAGCUACCGGAGGAGGUUCCCCUGCCAAAACCGAAGGAGUCGGCUAUUGCUAGAGAGGAGAAACAGCUCCCACCACUCCCAGAGCCCAAGCCGGUGUAUGCUCAGCCUGGACAGCCAGAUGUAGACCUGCCAGUCAGUCCCUCUGAUGCCCCGGUGCCAAGUGCUGCCCAUGACGAUGGCAUCCUACGGCCAAGCAUGAAGCUGGUGAAGUUCAGGAAAGGGGAGAGCGUGGGGCUGCGGCUGGCCGGGGGGAAUGACGUGGGCAUCUUUGUAGCCGGAGUGCUUGAGGACAGCCCAGCUUCCAAGGAGGGCCUGGAGGAGGGCGACCAAAUUCUCAGGGUAAACAAUGUAGAUUUUGCGAACAUAAUCCGAGAGGAGGCGGUGCUGUUCCUCCUAGACCUUCCGAAGGGUGAAGAGGUCACCAUUCUGGCCCAGAAGAAGAAAGAUGUGUAUCGGCGGAUUGUGGAGUCGGACGUCGGCGACUCCUUCUACAUCCGGACACACUUUGAGUACGAGAAGGAAUCUCCGUAUGGGUUGAGCUUCAACAAGGGGGAGGUGUUCCGUGUGGUGGACACCCUCUACAACGGGAAGCUGGGCUCCUGGCUGGCCAUUCGCAUCGGCAAGAAUCACCAAGAGGUGGAGAGGGGCAUCAUCCCCAACAAAAACAGAGCAGAGCAGCUGUCCAGCGUGCAAUACACUCUCCCCAAGACGGCGGGUGGCGACAGGGCUGACUUCUGGAGGUUUCGUGGUCUUCGGAGCUCAAAGAGGAACCUGAGGAAGAGCAGAGAGGAUCUCUCUUCUCAGCCAGUCCAGACAAAGUUCCCGGCUUAUGAAAGAGUUGUACUGAGAGAGGCUGGUUUCCUGAGACCUGUGGUGAUAUUUGGGCCGAUCGCUGAUACUGCUCGAGAAAAACUCUCCAGAGAAGAGCCAGAUCUUUUUGAGCUUGCAAAGAGUGAACCGAGAGAUGCAGGAACAGACCAGCGUAGUUCAGGAAUCAUUCGUCUUCACACCAUCAAGCAGAUCAUUGACAGAGACAAACAUGCUGUCCUGGACAUCACCCCGAACGCUGUGGACAGGCUGAACUAUGCUCAGUGGUACCCGAUUGUAGUCUUCCUAAAUCCUGAUACUAAGCAGGGUGUGAAGAACAUGAGGACCAGACUGUGUCCAGAGUCCAGGAAGAGCGCCAGGAAGCUCUAUGAGAGAGCCAUCAAACUGAGGAAGAAUAAUCACCACCUGUUCACCACCACCAUCAACUUGAACAAUAUGAAUGAUGGCUGGUACGGAGCUCUGAAAGAAACAAUCCAGCAGCAGCAGAACCAGUUGGUGUGGGUGUCAGAGGGCAAGGCGGAUGGCACUACAGAGGAUGACCUGGACAUCCACGACGACCGUCUGUCCUACCUGUCUGCGCCAGGAAGUGAAUACUCCAUGUACAGCACGGACAGCCGCCACACCUCUGACUACGAGGACACGGACACGGAGGGCGGAGCGUACACAGACCAGGAGCUGGACGAGACACUGAACGACGAAGUGGGUCUGCCCACGGAGCCCGCCAUCACCCGCUCAUCCGAGCCUGUGCGAGAAGACCCGCCUGUAAUUCAGGACACCCCUGGUUAUCCUGGAUACCAGCACCCUGUGCAGCCCGACCCAGCCAGUCGCAUAGACCCUGCUGGGUUCAAGAUGGCCGCUCCGCAACAGCGAGAUGAGGCUGCUCUGCCCAUGCCCUCGUUGCCUCCGCCGGCGGUAGCGCCCCCUGCUGUUGAGCAGCCUGUACAGCUUGAGGGUGUGCACCUAGAGGAGCCGCCUGCUGCAGCCGCAGCUCCUCAGGCGGACUCACUUAGCAGCCCCAGCCCUGCCCCUGAGCUUAUUCAGCCCCCAUCACCACAUGAACCCCACCCAUCUGGACCGCCUGGUCCAGAACCAAAGAUGUACAAGAAAGAUCUGUACAAUAUGGAGGACCCUGUGCGAAUCAACCAUGGCCUGAAGCAGUCUUUGAGCUACUGUCACCAGCCGUUCCAGGACAAACAGCCAUACCGCGAUUACGACCACCUGCCUUACGGAUACGAUGGAGGCGGCUUCACCGAUCCAAAGCCUCAUAACACUGACUCUCACCUGCACUACGACAACCGUGUGCCUCAUUACAACGAACAGUGGCCCCCCUAUGACCAGCAGACCUCGUCCUCCCAGCCCGCAGGGUACCAGCCGGGCCACCAGCAACCCAUGGGCUACAGCCCCCGGUCGCCCUACGACGACGGACCGGGCAGGGACUACAGCCCCACCCAGCCGCGUUACGAUGAGGCCCCUCCGGUGGGCUACGACGGCAGACGACGGCACAGUAAACCUGGGCCCAUUCGUUACGAUGAGCCCCCGCCCCCAGCUGGCUAUGACGCCCGCUCCCCCUAUGAGGCAGAACCUCACGGCUUCCCCAUUAAUUCACCCCGAUCGCCGGAGCCCCCAAAGCAGUAUUACAGUGACUCUGGUCUGAGGCCCACCUACAUUCCUGGGCCUGCAAACCGUGGCUUUAAGCAAGGGAUGCAUGACCCUAUGAUGAACUCUGAAUCCACAAUUCCCCCUCCUAAACCAGAGACCCUGCCCUCUCCCGGCGAGCCAGCGAUCACUCCAGGCUCCAAACCCCUCCCUCCUCCGCCACGGGAAGGCCUGGACGAGGACCCGGCCAUGAAGCCACAGUCGGUGCUCAACAGAGUGAAGAUGUUUGAGAACAAACGCUCUGUUUCUAUGGACAGGGCUAAAGAAGGAGGAGAAUCAGCUCUCAGGCCUGCAGAUGUUCCUAAACCUGUGAUUGCACCUGGCCCAGUCCUCAAAGCCAAUUCCCUCAGCAACCUGGAGCAGGAGAAAUCCACCUAUAGGGCCCCUGAGCCACAGAAGCCCCAUCAUAAACCCCUGGAUGAUGUAAUGCGGUCUAACCACUAUGACCCAGAUGAGGAUGAGGAGUACUACAGGAAGCAGUUGUCCUACUUUGAUCGCCGCAGCUUCGACAGCAAGGCCAUGGGCCAACCCAGUCCUGGCAUCAACCGCUUCCACGAUCUGCCCAAACCAGCUCAGCUGUCCUACCCGUACAACAGAGUUGAGUCUGUAGAGAAGGUGAGUCCAGUGGAGAAAAGAUAUGAACCCUUGCCCCAGAUCAGCCCCUCAUCACAGCGUCCAGCGUCCGCCAUCCCACCCAACGCACUGCUCAAGCUCAGCCCCAAUGACGCGAACUCCAUACCCGAGCCAUUGGGUUCACCCAAUCCCAAACCCGAGCUGCCGGCUCUCAGGCCGGCUAGCAGAGACGAACCCACUCCUGGCGGCUACCUGCCCCCGAGGGGCAUCCCCGACAAAUCCCCAGUCAAUGGCACCGAAACGGCAAAGACGCUGGGCGCUCCUGCUCCAACGAGCUAUAACCGCUAUGUCCCCAAGCCGUACACCAGCUCAGCCCGGCCCUUUGAGCGCAAGUUCGAGAGCCCCAAGUUCAACCACAACCUGCUGCCCAACGACACACAGGUGAAGACGGACCUCCUCAGCAAGCCCAGUGUGGUGAGCAACAGCAGCGGGAAGCCUGCGCUGUCACCACAGCCCCUGGACCAUGACAGUGGUCUGGACACCUUCACACGCACUAUGGACAACAGGCCCAAAUACCAGCACAAUAACAUCAACGCCAUUCCCAAGGCCAUCCCUGUAAGCCCCAGCACGCUGGAUGAUGACGACGAGGACGAAGGCCACACGGUGGUGGCCACCGCCCGGGGGAUCUUCAACUGUAACGGAGGGGUCCUGAGCUCCAUCGAGACGGGCGUCAGCAUCAUCAUCCCUCAGGGUGCCAUCCCCGAGAGCGUGGAGCAGGAGAUUUACUUCAAGGUGUGCCGGGACAACAGCAUCCUGCCCCCCCUCGACAAGGAGAAAGGAGAAACGCUGCUAAGUCCGCUGGUGAUGUGUGGCCCGCAUGGACUCAAGUUCCUGAAGCCGGUGGAGCUGCGCUUACCUCACUGUGCGUCUAUGACCCCUGAUGGUUGGUCUUUUGCUCUAAAAUCCUCCGACUCCUCGUCGGGUGAUCCCAAAACCUGGCAGAACAAAUCUCUCCCCGGAGACCCAAACUACCUGGUGGGUGCAAACUGUGUGUCUGUGCUCAUUGACCACUUCUGAAGAGGAUAACAGCUGGCCUGUUACUGAAUGUGAUAAACAGGGGACCUCAUUUGCCCCUGCCGGGCUCCCUCCCCCGUGGCAGGGUGCACGAUGCUCGAUGAAGUAUGAACCUGAUACUCUCACGUUGUUAACUGUGCCCAAAAAUUUAAAAAAAAAUAAGAAAAAAUCGACACACACACAAGGAGAGUCGAAGGAGUCCAGCAUCCCCAACGCUGUACUCUUGUUCGUUUCUUUCUUUCUAUUUCGGUGCUUUCAAGGCUUGCAAAAAAUAAAGAUUCAAACAAGUUAUUCAAACAAGGGAACUGAAGUUGGAAUGCAUGACCAGUGCCACAGACUGAAUAAUCUCGUUUUGACUUUUUUUAUUUUUUUUUUAGCUAAUUUUGUAAAAGGUCAGAGCGGUGCAGGAAAAAGGAGAAUUUUGGAAACUCAUUUAAUAGUGCAAUGGGAUUUUUUGCGUACUGAAAAAAAAAAAACAAGCAACACUCACAAACAGCAAAGUUGGUAUAUGCAAAACUUUUGUUUGUGAGUUCUGUGGUCAUGCGUUUCACUCGUGAAGGAUCUCUGAGGACUUGAGAAAUGCUGAGUCCGACUCACGAAGGAAGACGUAGGCAUCGCAAAGAUGAAGAAAAAAAAAACAAUAAGAAGAAGAAUGAAGGUUAAGUAUUAGUAUCAGAUGCCCGUUUGUUGUGACGGGGCUGUCUCUGUUUAAAACUGAUGUUUUGUAGCAAUGUUUUACCGUAGAUAAGUAUACUGACUUGAUUUUACAAACUCCUGCUGUCUAGAGAUCUAUGCAUGUGCUAUGACUCAGGUCCAGAAGCCUGCUACUACUAAGUUCAACACAUGAAAACCCCAUCGUACACUGCAAGCAGUGAUGCCUUAUCUGCAUAUUAACUUUUCAGUGAAACUUUAAAAACAUCGGUUCCUUCAGUUAUCGCGAUCACUGCGGAAAGAAAAAGUCGUCUCUGCAUUUUCUCAUAAACCGUGAACUUGGAUUUAGCACACGAGAAUAAUUGAGGCUGAUGAAAAGGUACGCUUUCUUUUACUGCUAUGCAUAUGAAGUUUGAGGAAAUUCAAAAAGCUAGAAGAUGAUUAAAUUGUUGCUGUACAUAUUGCUAGUAUAUGGCCUUGGUUCUCUGUAAAUGAACUUUUGUACAUCUUUGUUAUUUUGUAUAAAAGAGAAAACGUUUGUUUAAAAAGAGAAAGCGGUUACAUUGGUUAUGUUUGUAUUCUGGUUAUACCCCUGAGCCUUGGAACUGACAUAAGCAGUAAUAAGUCUGACUUUUCUACCAACAUAUACACACACACACACACUACUUAAGGCAUUUUUAACAGUCAGAAAACUUUUUAUUCUUAUUUACAAAAUAGAGAAGUGCUUGGUUUAAAUGAUUUUAAAAGAUGUACUUGAGGGGGUCUGCUGUGAAGAGUGGUCCCUUCCUUUAUUUGUGAUACUGGAUGCUGUAUUGUGUGCCCUGAAAUGUAUUUUUGUACUAAUAGACAAUUUAUUAUGGCACAUCAGUACAAUUUUCUUUUGAUAUGAUAACACUGCUUCAACCCAACACUAGUUGAUUUCCCCGUGCGACUGACAUUUUUAUUUAUUUUUCUUUGGUUCAACUUCUUUUUUUUUUGUUUCUCAUUUGCGUCACAUUUCUAAGUAUACCACUGUAUUAAUAAAUAAAUUCAUUUUUAAAGUAA